UCGGUUUUUUGUGAAUUUCCCAAUUUCUUUAUUGGUUGGUUUGACUAUUUAUUCCUUCCUGACAGCAUGGACGAAAAUCACGAGGAGCGACAGAAACUUCGAUGGGCCGUGGGAGAAGCCGUGAAUUACUAUAGGAGUGGCGACAAAAGUUUGUUUGUUUCAACGCUCGAAACAGGCAUCAAAAAGUGCGUAGUGCCCUACUCCAACUACAAGUACGAUCUGAGCAGGUCGUACAUCCUGUUGGCGGCCAAAGUCAUCCGUGAAGCUCACAAGGAGAUGAAAAAAGGUCGGCCGGCUUUGCUAGCCAAAUUCAUCAACCUGAUUGAAAUGGUCGACACGGACCUCAUGUCGAGCGACUACCAAUACUUGCUGACUUAUGGCUAUGGCCUGAUGCUGACAGCGCGCCGCGCCCAGGAGGCCGACAACAUGUUUGCCAAUGUGCUGCAUCGGGACGGCGGCUGUGUGCCGGCCCUGAUCGGACGCGGCUGUCUGGCAUAUAAUCGGAAGAGCUAUUCCGAGGCGCUGGCGUUCUUCCAGAGUGUGCUGGAGUACGAACCGCGGGGGCAGUGCGAUGUCCGGGUGGGGAUUGCCCACUGCUUCCUGAAGAAGAAUGAUCUGAAAAAGGCCCGGCGCUUCUUUGAGCUGGCCAUCGUGCAGAACGGGCGCUCACAGGAGGCUGUACUGGGCCUGGCCCUGCUGCAGCUGCGGAAGAGUGAGCCCCAGGCCAUGAAGGAGGGCAUGAAUCUGUUGAGCGCAGCCCAUGAACUGAAUAUGGAACACCCCUCAGUGCUGAGCUACUUGGCCCGUCACUUCUUCUUUGUGGGAAGGCACGAAGUGGCAUUGGCCCUGGCCGGCAAGGCCUUGCACCUCACCGACCACCCCGGGCUGCUGGCCCAGAUCUGCUACCAGAUUGCUCGCAGCAGCCAUGCCACCGGCAUGUUUGAUAAGGCGGUAGAGUACUACAAUCGAUCAGUUCGGGCGCACCCAGUCGCCUCCACCUUGGCCCCCAACUAUAUAGGGAUGGCCCAGAUGUGGCUGCUCCGGGGAGAAGCGGAUACGUCGGAGCGCAUCCUUGAGAUCCUGCGGAAGCUGCGGCCAGAGCACCCAUUUACACUGCGCCUGCUGUCCGCGCUCUACCUGAGGGAUAAGUCACCAAAAAAGCUGCACCAGGCCACUGAUAUGCUUGGCAUUGUACUAAACCAAGACCCAAAUGACUAUGACAGCUGGAUCUUGCUGGCCCAGAUCUAUGAACUGAUGAAGCUCUGGAGUAAGACCGUCCGUGCCUACCAGCAGGCCAUCCACGUCUGCUUAGCACAGGGCUUGACGGUGCCCAUUGAGUGGAUGAAUAAUCUGGGAAACGCCCAAACGAAGAACAAGCAGCCACUGGAGGCCAUCGACACCUUUGACCAGGCUCUGGACAGAGGAACUGACUGUGAAAUCAUUAGGUUCACUCUCCUACUCAAUCGGAGCCGUGCACUGGAAGAGCUGCACAGAUUCGAUCUGGCCGAGAUCUCCUACAACGCCCUGCUCAGGGAGUACCCCGCAAACUCCGAUUGCUCUGUGAGGCUGGGCAUAAUGGCGGCGAAGAGAAAGAAAUGGUAUGAGGCCGUCGAGCACUUCAAAGAUGCCUUCGGCAAAGAUGUGUCGGGCCAGCUGAUUGCUAGAAUUUACUUGAUCAACUGUUAUGCGAAGAUGGGCCAAAACCACAGCGCAUUGAAGAACAGUAAUGUGAUCCUGGCUCGCUGUGACAAAAUGUUUGCCGACAGCUGCAUGGUCGUGGCGGGAAACUUAAGCUUCGGCAGCAUGCAAAGUUGCCUGGCGAGGGGCGAGAUUACUGAUGCCGACCGUCAUGCAAAUAAUGCCCUGCGAUCAUAUCGGAUUGCCCUGAAAUAUAACAGACAAAAUCAACACGCAGCCAAUGGUAUUGCAGCCGUGUGCAGCACUCUUGGUCUUCUGAGACAGUCCCAGCUGGUUUUCAAGACGAUCCUGGAGACCCGUCAAAGGUGCCCAGAGGCGAUCCUAAAUUUGGCGCACGUCUCCCUGCAGCGAGGACAGUACAAGGAGGCGUCACAGACCUACAAGCUUUGUAUGCGGCAGGAGGGCAACCGGAAUUCUGUGGAGGUAAUCCAGGGCUUGGCCCAAGCGUUGUAUAUGAUGGAGGAAACGCGCGACGCCAAGAUCUGGCUCCUGAAGGCUCGCCUUGUGGCACCCGAUGAUCCAGUUGUACUUUACAAUCUGGCCCUGGCCAUCAAAGAGGACACGAUGGCCAUCUUUGACUCGUCCCAACCAGAAAUGCACCAGCUCGAGCUGGCCGAACUGGAGCUGAAAGUGGCCCUCAGACACUUUGAGCACCUGUCGACGCUCGAGAACGAGGAACAGAUCGACAUUGAGGAAGCUCAACAGCAGGUUGAGUCAUGUCGUCGGCUUCUGGCAAAUCUUCCUCAGGAACUGAUACGUGGCCGUGAGCUGGCGGCGCAGGAGUCGGAACGUCAGCGGCUGUUGGAGAAGCGCUAUCAGAUGUACCAGUGCGAUCUGGAGCGGCAGCGUUUGAAGCGGGAUCAGGAGCAACGUUUGCUCAAGGAGACCCAACAAGCUAAGCGGAAUGAGAUCCUGGAGUACAUGAAAAGAUCAAACGAGCAGAGCUCUAAGACACUCAAGAAGUAUCCCCAAAAGCGUUCCCAACAAGACGAUAAAGAGCAGGAGAGUCCGAACCGAAAGAAAAUGAGAUCACCAUCCCCAAAUACAUCCCCACAAUCGUUCUCCAUUAAUUCAGACUAGCACAGUGGCAGAGCGGUAGAUCAAAUUAGAUUUGAAAAUGAUUUAUUAUUAACCGAAGAUCAAUUGCCCAAACGAGCCAAGUUAAAAUAAUUAUAAAUACAUAUUUGUA
This is a messenger RNA of Drosophila obscura, 2887 nucleotides long. RefSeq names its product RNA polymerase-associated protein CTR9 homolog. NCBI's taxonomy places the organism in Eukaryota, Metazoa, Arthropoda, Insecta, Diptera, Drosophilidae. Bases 67 to 2778 code for a protein of 903 amino acids. Gene Ontology annotation, cellular component: Cdc73/Paf1 complex. The transcript is spliced from 5 exons. The record is from RefSeq and is a predicted model, not a curated record. Gene Ontology annotation, molecular function: RNA polymerase II complex binding. Gene Ontology annotation, biological process: regulation of DNA-templated transcription.